Abrus precatorius (Indian licorice) is the source of this 508-nucleotide messenger RNA. RefSeq names its product ubiquitin-fold modifier 1-like. The record is from RefSeq and is a predicted model, not a curated record. Gene Ontology annotation, biological process: protein K69-linked ufmylation. The coding region runs from base 83 to 349 and encodes 88 amino acids. Gene Ontology annotation, cellular component: cytoplasm; nucleus. NCBI's taxonomy places the organism in Eukaryota, Viridiplantae, Streptophyta, Magnoliopsida, Fabales, Fabaceae. The transcript has 4 exons.
ACAAUUGCGUCAGAACUCCGCUGAGGAGUAUAAUCUGGGACAGGAGUGAGGACAACCUUGUUGGGAGAGAAGAAGUUGGAAAAUGGCGGGUGGUGGAAAGGUGUCGUUCAAAGUGACACUCACCUCCGAUCCGAAGUUACCCUUCAAAGUAUUUAGCGUUCCAGAGGCUGCACCUUUUACGGCCGUUCUCAAAUUCGCCGCCGAAGAAUUCAAAGUCCCUCCGCAAACCAGCGCUAUUAUCACCAACGAUGGUGUUGGCAUAAAUCCCCAGCAGAGUGCAGGUAAUGUCUUCCUUAAGCAUGGUUCAGAAUUGCGCCUGAUUCCGCGUGAUAGGGUUGGUGCUUCUUAGAUGAUAUGGGGCGUCUGAGUGAAAUAUUCACUCAUUUUACUGUAUGUGGACUCUUGUAGGUCAUAGUAAUUAGUAAACAAUAAAUACCAUUGUUACUGAUUUCAUACAAUUGAAAUCAACGGUGUCCUUAACCGAUAAGUAUUUUUCAAUUAUAUAAAU